Messenger RNA from Thelazia callipaeda (thelaziosis nematode), 315 nucleotides. Lineage: Eukaryota; Metazoa; Nematoda; Chromadorea; Rhabditida; Thelaziidae. The record is from the annotation of a GenBank genome assembly.
AUGGAUGGUUUUGCAGUAGAUGAUAUUGAACGAUAUUGCAAUGUAGAAAUGAUUAGUACCGCAUUGAAAGAAGAAUGUGAAUCACCCGGUGAUAGUGAAUGUGAUGAAGAAAUGGAAUUGGAUAGUAUAAACUCGCAAAUUAGCAGUGAUGUUCCCUUCUCAGAUGAUGAUGGAUCAGACGAAGACGAAUAUCCAGAAUUCAUAAGAAAUGGCGGAGAAUCCGCGAUAGAAAGUGAAAGUUAUGAUUUUGCUGUGAUGGACACUGAAAGAGAUGCGUUAUACCCCAAUAGAAAGCGAAAAGUCAAUAAAUCCUAA